CCGCCCUCCCCCUAUACAUAUAUAACGCAGGGAGUAGCCAGAAAGGACCACAGUACCGCCCUGGCCCCUAAGACGAGAGGAGGUGGCUGCUGCUGGCUGGGAAAGAUGAUUGGGAUGAAAUGCAUGGUGGUGCUCGUCGUGGUGGCGGUGGCAGCUGCAGACACGUCCUCCCACCCUACCUUCGGAGCGCGCCACCCAAAGCCCGUCCACCACCACCCUCAACCCUCCUACGGCCACGAGCCCGCCGAGCCCGCCUGCGCCGCCAACACCACCAAGCCGUGGUGCCUCGAGGACUCCGAGUACCCGCUGUAUGACAUCAAGGCCGCCAUUCACUACCACUUCACGAAAGUCAUUGACCUGUACGCCGACGUGGCUGACCUCAGCACCGAGCUGUCCGUGGAGCGGCCCAAGACCCUGGACGAGGAGACCUACCUCUGCCCCUCCGUCACCGCCUACGUCAGGCCGCUGCGCGCCAUCAACACGGAUGGCAAGUGGCGCGUCAUCGUGAACAACGUUGAGUCACACUACAAGACCUUGACGCAGACCACCCGCGUGGAGGAAUGCCUCACCGCCGGCGACGCCUGCCCCCUCGUGCCGGAGUGCCACGAGUCUUCCUGCCUGCAGAAGUCCAUCUACCACCGCUUCCUCGUCUACGACCCCUACGACCAGUAUUUCCCCUUCAACGUGGAGACCUUCAAGCUGCCCGCCAGCUGCGCCUGCCUCCUUGGCGCCUCCACCCUGGACCACUAACAACAACAACGACGACGACAACAAAAGCAACAGCAACGCUCACACACCUUCCUCUACCAGCAUGACCUGUCCACACUGAGUGCUGGAAGGUGUGUGUGUGUGUGUGUGUGUGUGUGUGUGUGUGUGUGUGUGUGUGUGUGUGUGUGUGUGUGUGUGUGUGUGAGUGCACCACUCCAGGCAGAGCCGCCCCUGCGAGCUUACAAGCGAUACGUGAAGAAAGCAGUUCUCUAGUCAUCUCGUCUAUUGAUUAUUGAUAUAUGCAGAUGUAAUAAUAUAUUUUUCAUGAUAAUUAUUUGUAGUGAAUAAGUAAAUGAAUACUUAAAGA
Portunus trituberculatus (swimming crab) is the source of this 1075-nucleotide messenger RNA. Its product is annotated as neurotrophin 1-like. NCBI's taxonomy places the organism in Eukaryota, Metazoa, Arthropoda, Malacostraca, Decapoda, Portunidae. Bases 106 to 750 code for a protein of 214 amino acids. Gene Ontology annotation, molecular function: Toll binding; growth factor activity. The record is from RefSeq and is a predicted model, not a curated record. Gene Ontology annotation, biological process: central nervous system formation; innate immune response; regulation of Toll signaling pathway. The transcript is spliced from 2 exons. Gene Ontology annotation, cellular component: extracellular region.